Molecule: messenger RNA, 1278 nt
Organism: Epinephelus lanceolatus (giant grouper)
Lineage: Eukaryota; Metazoa; Chordata; Actinopteri; Perciformes; Serranidae
Product: C-signal-like
Cellular component (GO): cytoplasm
Molecular function (GO): oxidoreductase activity
Source: RefSeq, a predicted model, not a curated record
CACAUAACCAGCAUUACAACAACACUGUUGCGAGAUAGCAGUCAAACAGCUGCGAGGGUGUGACAGCUGAGCUGCAAACAUGUCAGUGAAACUGGAAGGCAACAUUUUAGUGACUGGGACGAACAGAGGCAUUGGUUUGGAGCUGGUCAGACAGCUGGCAGAGACGACGGGGGAGCAGGCUCACAUCUAUGCCUGCUGCAGAACACCUGAGGGACCCAGGGCUGAGGCCCUGAGAGACCUCCCCACUCAAUAUCCUGGAAAGAUCACUAUCAUCAAACUAGACAUGUCAGAUGAGGACAGUAUCUCAGCUGCUGUCCAGGCUGUAAGAAAGCAGAUUGGGGCCGGUGGCUUGAACCUCCUCAUCAACAAUGCUGCUAUAACCAAACCGGCCAUACCGGCACCGUUAUCUGCCACCGGGAAAAAGGACAUGAUGGAGGUGUACGAAACCAAUGUGGUUGGACCAUUUCUCAUUGCAAAGAUGUUCCUUCCACUCCUCAAGAGAGCAGCAGAGAUGGACUCACCUGAAAAGGACCAGGAUGAUAAAAUGUCCUGUAUGAGGUCGGCCAUCAUCAACAUCUCCACGAUUAUCUCAUCCAUAGAGAAAGUGCCAGAAACCUUUUCUAAAGCACAGAUGUACCCUUAUAGGGCCAGCAAGGCAGCACUGAACAUGCUGACUCGCUGUCAAGCUGAGGACUUCAAGAGUUACAACAUACUAGUGACAGCAAUCCACCCUGGCUGGGUCCGAACUGAGAUGGGAGGAGAGGAGGCUCCUAUGACCACCAAGGAAAGCGCACAAAGCCUGAUUAGUCUGAUGUCAUCACUCAGCAACAAAGACUGUGGGAUGCUUCUGGACUGGGAGGGUGUCAGAAUCCCCUGGUAGCAGUCACCCUGUCACUCACACCAGGCCUACCACUCAUCUUUAUUGUAUAUACAUAACAGAGACAGUAUACCUGGUGAUACAUCUUUGUACAAUCUCUAUUAUCCAUAUUUUGAAAACUCUUAACACAAUCAGGGACAACAUCUGUCUGUUGUGGACCAAACCAUUUGCAUGUUGUUUUCACAGAAGAUGCAGCCAAUUGUAUAAAAUGCUUCAUUUUUCUUUACAUACAAAACUUAUCUUCAAAAUCUUGAUUAUAGUGUAACUCUGUUCUGACUCUAUGGGCCUCAAGAACAGCACCCAGAUUAAUUUACCUACACUCAAUAGUAAUAUUACCUGUCCCUGACCCUUGACUUGGUGACUGUCUACUUUUGUGAAGGAAUAAAAACUCUAAAACUGUG